Cotesia glomerata is the source of this 2269-nucleotide messenger RNA. Its product is annotated as probable serine/threonine-protein kinase DDB_G0267514. Gene Ontology annotation, biological process: protein phosphorylation. Gene Ontology annotation, molecular function: protein kinase activity; ATP binding. Lineage: Eukaryota; Metazoa; Arthropoda; Insecta; Hymenoptera; Braconidae. Bases 281 to 2137 code for a protein of 618 amino acids. The record is from RefSeq and is a predicted model, not a curated record. The transcript has 3 exons.
UGCUACAUCGUUUAAAGAAAUAGAUACGUGAUAAUUAUUUAAAUUUCAAAAACAAUAAUAAUUGUUUAGUGUAUUUAUAUGUGAAAUAUCAUUUUUUUUUUCGGAAAAUAUAGAAUAGUGAAUAAUAAUAUUCAAAAUAUACUUAUAUCCAAGUGGAAUUAUACUUUUGAAAUCGACGACACAUAACCAUGAUCUUCGAAAGAUACACAAUUUAAACAAGCUUUUUUGCUUUUUUGAGUGUAUUUUCAGUAUAGUAGUUUCCCUGCUAAAAAAAAAAAAAAUGGAUUCAAUCCAAGUUUCAGACGCAAAAUUUAGCGUCAAAUUACCGACAAAAAGAAACAAAAUAACUUUACAAACAAUUAGAUCUUAUUUCCCGGGUGCAAGUAGCUUAACCUAUUUAGACAAAAACAAAAAAUGUGGUAUACAACUGUGCAACAACGAAUUUGAAUUGGUCCCGGGUGUGACUGAAUAUCAAAUUCACUAUGCUGAUUGCUUGAAAGAAAGCAAUCACAGUGGAGCUCGAAAAAGAAGAAUAGAGGAUCUCAUUGACGAAGUCGAAGGCAAUGCUGGUAAAAAUCUUAGGUUGCAGGAUUCACCCCCAAUUUCAGUAGCGCCGAGAAGAGUAAAAAAAAAGUCUGUUGAAGUGAUUUGGAGGGAAAAAACAUGUUCUGGUAAUUAUCAACAGCAGCGAGGAGCAUAUGGAGGCAUUCGUACAAUGGAACUAGAUCGGAACAAAGACUAUUCUUUUCAAGAAAUUCGGAAGUUGGCGAUUGCAGCUAUGAGAUCUUCUAAAAAUAAAAAUACAUUGGAUAACAGUAUUAUUCAAUUAGCCACUAAUGAUGAACAAAUUAUUGAUGAAUUUACUGAUGCACGAGGUCAGAAAUGUUCGUUUUGGGACUUUUCUCAUAAAAUUAAAAAGACGAACACUCAAUUGAGAUUGUGCCUAUUGUCAACUCCACGAAAAGUUCUACAGGAAAAAACUUCUAACAAUCAGUGUAACGUUGGAGGUAGUUUAGACAAAAGUAAGUCACAGUCGCAAAAAACAGUUUUCACGGUCACUUCAAAACAAUUUCGUUUACAUCCUCAAACAUCUAAUAAAUCAUCUGUACACAUUGAUAGUGCUGUUGCCUCUAAAAAUAGAAGUGUUGCUUCAAACGUCUUCACAGAUGUUCAAUAUCUCGACGGAAGUUCCUAUAACCAGCGAUCUGCAUCUUCUAAUGGUAAAUCAGAAUCUACAAAAAACCUGUCCAAAUCGUACGAUAAUAUACAGCUCCUGGAAUUAAGUGUUCCAGUCAUAGACGAGGAGGAAAUAAAGUUUUCGGAUAAGAUUUUGGGCCGAGGAGCAUUUGGAUGUGUCAUUCUAUGCAAGUGGAAUAGAAACGGAUCAAGUGUAGCUGUAAAGAAAAUUCCAGUACCUGAAGACAAAAAAUAUCUUAUACGAGAACUGAAGGUGUUGGACACUGUUCGACAUCCUAAUAUCAUUUCUCUUAUGGCAGCUUGUUGCGCAGACAAAUAUUGGUAUAUUGUAAUGGAGUACUUCAGAAGUCAAAGCUUACGACAAUUCAUAAACAAUCGGCCUGAAAAUGUAGAAUUCUCCCAGAAGAGAAAAGAAAAUUAUGAAAUAUGUUUGCAAAUAUGUCAAGCAGUGUCAUAUCUUCAUGAAUUAACCUGUAGUAUUAUUCAUAAAGAUAUUAAACCUGAAAACAUUUUGGUCAAUGAGCACCUGAUGGUUAAAUUAUGUGAUUUAGGCCUCAGUAAGAUCUCUGACAUUGAUUCCUCAUCUCCAUUAAACACUACCGUUGGCCAUAAUUUUCGAGGCACUCCUAUGUUUAUGGCACCCGAAAUAAUCGUUCAAAAUUUACCAGCAAUUAAGCCGACUGAUGUAUGGGCUAUGGCAUGUUGCCUAGUCGAGCUUUUUUGUGAAAGACAGGUUUGGGUUAUCGAACCUAAAUUUACAACACACGCAUUGCGUGAAUUAUUAUUGAAAGGAUCGAAACCGGAUCUAACAAAUAUACCAUCUGUUUUACAAGGAAUUAUAAGCGAUUGUUUCAAUCAUGAGCCAACAAAGCGACCAACGGCAUUAAUAUUGGUUAAAACGUUUGAGCGUUUAUUGUCUCAAUUACAAAAUAUUAUUUAAAGUCGAUAAAUAUAUUAAAUGACUACAUUUCAUUGGUGUAGCUACAAAGCUUUUAUGUUUAAUGUAUUUAAUAUAUUAUUUUUAACUACUGUACCUAAGACAAAAGUAUAGAAAUGUUAUAAUGACGUUGAU